Molecule: messenger RNA, 765 nt
Organism: Microthlaspi erraticum
Lineage: Eukaryota; Viridiplantae; Streptophyta; Magnoliopsida; Brassicales; Brassicaceae
Source: the annotation of a GenBank genome assembly
AUGACAGUUUCUCUACCGGAUAUACCCUACGGUUCCAAGAUCCAAAGCUUGGCCAUGUCCUCUUUACCUAACCGUGACAAAGAUUGGGUAGUGUGCGUCAAGUUAUCCGGAUCUCGGUUGAGUAUCUGCAGGCGUUUUGGCAGCUCUAAAUGGAUCGACAUCAAAUCCAUGGCUCCGUCUAUGGACCCUCUAUCUACUCUCACGUUCUCCAGAAGAUAUGACAGUUUCUACAUUCCAAGUCCCGGAGGCAACUACUUGUGCCAUUUGGAUGAAAAAUUCGAGGACCUCGAGUUCGUCCAGUUGGGUUUUGACGAUCUUCCAAAGUCUGUCUUGCAGGAGUCGGCAGAAGUAAGUACAUGUUCAAGGUCAGACCACCCUGUGGAGUCACCCACCGGCGACUUUUUCCUCGUCAAGUGGUACAGUGAGGACUCGGUGGAGUACAGUUCCGACGACGACGAGCUGUCAACACUGACGUCAGAAACAAAAAAGUUCAUGGUGUUUAGAAUGGGGAUGUCUUCGUAUUCAUGGACAAGGACUAUGAUCUACACAGAAGACAUUGGAGAUCUUUGCAUUUUUCUUGGCCAUAGUGAGGCUUACUGCAUUCCGGCAAGCUCGUCCCCUGGACUCAAGCCUAACUGCAUCUACUUUGUGGGCCGAAACUUUGGUGUUUAUGAUCUCACCACCAAAACUUGCACUACCUUCUACGGAAAAGAUGACCAUCCAUUAAGGAAAACGAAAUUCCCUUACUGGCCUUCUCUUAAUUAA